UCGAUCAUACGUGUCUUGUUGUCUGCUUCGUCGUGAAGUGGAUUUCCGUCUAGAAUAAUUUCAAGCUUUUCGAAAAUUUUCGCUAAUACUCAUUAUAUUCCCAGCAAAAAAUUCUGAAUUGUAAGCGAAAUGACUAACAUUAAAAGCGUGCUAGUUAAGUUCUAUGAUGAAUAUAUCAGCAACACACCCAAGAAGCUAAAAAUAGUCGACGCCUAUCUGCUAUAUAUUUUGCUGACCGGCAUUACACAGUUUGUUUACUGUUGCCUAGUUGGAACAUUCCCGUUUAACUCGUUUCUGGCCGGAUUCAUCAGCACGGUGAGCUGCUUCGUUUUGGGUGUAUGCUUACGAUUGCAGUCAAAUCCACAAAACAAGUCUCAAUUUCUAGGAAUAUCGCCUGAACGUGGAUUCGCUGAUUUUAUUUUUGCGCACAUUGUACUACAUCUGGUUGUGGUCAACUUUAUCGGUUAAAUUUGUAUCUAUAACAUUUACAGUACAGUGAUGUGGAAUGUCUAAUUUGAA
Messenger RNA from Malaya genurostris, 519 nucleotides. RefSeq names its product dolichyl-diphosphooligosaccharide--protein glycosyltransferase subunit DAD1 (gene Dad1). The transcript has 2 exons. Gene Ontology annotation, cellular component: oligosaccharyltransferase complex; membrane. NCBI's taxonomy places the organism in Eukaryota, Metazoa, Arthropoda, Insecta, Diptera, Culicidae. The coding region runs from base 130 to 468 and encodes 112 amino acids. Gene Ontology annotation, biological process: protein N-linked glycosylation. The record is from RefSeq and is a predicted model, not a curated record.